CAAAGGUGCUCUUUCUUGCUCAAAGUGACGUUGGUACAAGGCAUCAAACAGGUGUGCCAUAAGAUGAAUGUCCUUGUAUAUGCUGGUCCUGGCACUUCCCCGGACUCUGUCAAGCACUGUUUGGAAUCGCUGCGUCGAUUCCUUUCACCUCACUAUGCGGUGAUAGGCGUGGGUACGCAGACCUUGCUCAAUGAGCCCUGGAGCUCAAAGACCUCUCUGCUGGUGAUUCCCGGUGGUGCUGAUUUACCUGUGUGCCAGCAGCUGAACGGGAAAGGUAACAAGGUGAUUCGAGAUUUUGUCUCCAGAGGUGGUAAGCUGUUGGGAUUCUGCUCUGGUGGCUACUACUGCUCGGAUAAAGUUGAGUUUGAAGUUGGCGAUCCAAUGAUGGAGGUUUCAGGUAAAAGAGAGUUGAAGUUCUUCCCAGGAAUCGCUAGAGGCUGUGCCUUCAAAGGGUUCCAAUACGGGAAUGAAGCUGGUGCUCUGGCAGUGGCGUUGGAUGUGAACCCACAACUGCUUGAGAUGGAGGCUGGUGAAGAAUGCCUGAACUACUACAACGGAGGAGCAGUGUUUGUAGAUGCUGAGAAGUACGACAACGUUACUGUGCUGGCAUCGUACAAGGAACAAGUCCACGUUGAUCAGGGUGAUGAUACAAGAGCAUCUGCGAUUGUUCAUUGUAAGGUUCGUGAAGGUGAUGUGAUACUCACCGGUACUCAUCCAGAAUUCGUCCCAGAGAUGAUGCAUAGCUCCCAAGAGCCAAGCUACCUUGAAACCGUGAAGCUGCUGAAAGAGAACGAUGAAGUUAGAAAGAAAUUCCUCAGAGCAUGUCUGUUGAGAUUAGGACUAAAGGUCAAUGACGAUGAGAUCGUGAGACCUCGUCUGACUCCUCUCUUGCUUUCGUCACCGAUCUCGGGUGCUGUGCAAUCUAUCAUUGACGAUUUGACAGCCGAUGUCGCAGCUGAUGGUAAUUUACUCAAAUGUGAAACUGAUAACUUCCGUCUGCAUAUUGACGAAACAGAGAUCUCAAGUCACAUGGAUAAACAGGAGGAGUUGGAAGACCCAGAUACUGUGACAAAAGAGCUGAUUGCUUUCACAAAGGAGAUCCCAGAGAGGAAACUUACAUUCUACUUCGACAUCAACAACUAUUUCCGUUACUUAAGAGAGUCUUAUGGUGCUCUGGAUAGAGUAAGAGCAGGAUCAAUCUUGUUCUACGGAGAAGUUGUCACUUCAACCAGUGCCAUGCCAAACUCCAACAUAUCGUUGUUAAGACACUUACCAUCAGGAACGCUUUUGGCUGCCAGUGUCCAGGUCUCUGGCCGUGGCCGUGGUGGUAACAUUUGGAUCAACCCAUAUGGUGUUCUUGCAUCUUCUCUAAUCCUGGACUUGCCAUUGGCUUACACUCAUGCUCCAGUUGUAUUCAUCCAAUACUUGACUGCUCUCUCAUACGUGGAGGCUAUCAAAUCCAUGGGACCAGGCUAUGAAGAGUUGCCUAUAAAGAUCAAAUGGCCUAAUGACAUCUAUGCCAUGAAACCAGAAUACUUUGGACAGAAAUUGUCACCAAAUGACUCUGAACCGGCGUGGGUCAAGAUAUGUGGUAUACUUGUCAAUACAAAUGUCAUUGGGAAGAACUACAAGUGUAUUGUUGGUGCUGGUAUCAAUCUCUCCAAUUCUGAACCAACAACUUCAGUCAACUCUACUAUAACAGCAUGGAAUAAAUUCAACAACAAACAGCUCGAGCACAUCUCACCUGAGCUGUUAUUGGCAAAAUACAUGUACCAAAUGGAUACUUUGUUCAACAAGUUCAAACAGUUUGGGUUCAAGCCUCUGCUGCCACUAUACUAUUCGCACUGGUUACAUGAUGGCCAAGUGGUGAGAUUGCAAGACUAUGGAAAUACACGUGCAAUGAUUACUGGAAUCACCGACGACUUUGGUUUAUUGGUGGCUCAGGAGAUGGAUGUCCAUGGAAGGGUGUGUGGUCAAAAGUACCAUCUCCAGCCUGAUGGUAACUCAUUUGAUAUGUUCAACAACCUCAUCUCUAAAAAGGCAUAUGUUUAGCGUUCUUUAAUUCUACAUAUCAUGGCAUCUUCUGUUCGUUUAACGUUUAUCCCUUUA
This is a messenger RNA of Williopsis jadinii, 2109 nucleotides long. RefSeq names its product biotin--[acetyl-CoA-carboxylase] ligase BPL1 (gene BPL1). Gene Ontology annotation, biological process: protein modification process. NCBI's taxonomy places the organism in Eukaryota, Fungi, Ascomycota, Saccharomycetes, Phaffomycetales, Wickerhamomycetaceae. The record is from RefSeq and is a predicted model, not a curated record. Bases 64 to 2052 code for a protein of 662 amino acids. The transcript has 2 exons. Gene Ontology annotation, molecular function: biotin--[biotin carboxyl-carrier protein] ligase activity. Gene Ontology annotation, cellular component: cytoplasm.